Molecule: messenger RNA, 3583 nt
Organism: Dermochelys coriacea (leatherback sea turtle)
Lineage: Eukaryota; Metazoa; Chordata; Testudines; Dermochelyidae
Gene: NR1H3
Product: nuclear receptor subfamily 1 group H member 3
Exons: 10
Coding region: 437-1666 (409 amino acids)
Biological process (GO): cell differentiation; positive regulation of transcription by RNA polymerase II; negative regulation of inflammatory response
Molecular function (GO): RNA polymerase II cis-regulatory region sequence-specific DNA binding; zinc ion binding; nuclear receptor activity
Source: RefSeq, a predicted model, not a curated record
CCCUGAGGCGGCUGCUCACAUUACAUCACUGCAACUUCAGCCGCGGCUCCAAGAAGUCAAUAUUAAAGGCUGGCGGUGCUCACCCGGUCGUCCCCUCGCCUGAGUCCUGGCAUUCCUGUGCCCCUGGGACCAUUUGGUCCGAACAGGACACUCCCUCUCCUGUGGCCUGUGUCAUUCCCGUAGUGAGCCCGUCACGUCUAAUCCCGGGGUUGCUGGCGUCCCUGGGCCACGGAGGAGCUGCAGGACGGAGCUUACGGGGUUCCUGGCCUAGUGGAUGAGGGGAAGCUGUAGAUGUGAUAGAUCUUGAUUCUGGCAUCUCCAGUCAGUUUUUAAACAGCAGAGAGAACCUAACAGCUUUGAAGACUUCUGCAGCCUUACACACAGCGGUAACCAUGCUACAGAGAUGAAAUGAUAGUGAGUCUCACCAGUGUACCCCAUGGGUCCCACACAGCUUGCUGCACAGGAUCAUGGGAAAAGGGUGGCAAGUGUAUUUGAAAUGGAGGAGGAAGGUUUUUCACUCUUCCAUGGCUCGGAGAUCCCCCCCGAGCAUGCAGAACAUCUACCCCUGAAGCGGAAGAAGGGUCCAGCCCCCAAGAUGCUGGGGAAUGAAGUGUGCAGUGUAUGUGGGGACAAGGCCUCAGGCUUCCACUACAAUGUGCUGAGUUGCGAGGGCUGUAAGGGCUUCUUCCGCCGCAGCGUCAUCAAGGGUGCCCAGUAUGUCUGCAAGAAUGGUGGCAAGUGUGAGAUGGACAUGUACAUGCGCCGCAAGUGCCAGGAGUGCCGGCUGCGCAAGUGCCAGGAGGCAGGCAUGCGGGAGCAGUGUGUUUUGUCCGAAGAGCAGAUCCGGCUGAAGAAGCUCAAGAAACAGGAGGAUGAUCAGGCUCGGACAGUGGUUGUGCGCCCAAACCCCCCAUCUCCGCCUAAUACCCUCUAUAAACUGACACCCGAGCAGUUAGGCAUGAUAGAAAAGCUUGUGGCAGCUCAGCAGCAGUGUAACCAGCGCUCAUUCACAGACAGGCUCAAAGUGACGCCAUGGCCUCAAGCUCCAGACCCUCAUAACCGUGAGGCACGGCAGCAGCGUUUUGCUCAUUUCACUGAGCUUGCAAUCAUCUCUGUGCAAGAGAUUGUGGACUUUGCCAAACAGCUGCCUGGCUUCCUGGAGCUCACCAGGGAAGAUCAGAUUGCUCUGCUGAAGACAUCCACCAUAGAGGUGAUGCUGUUGGAGACAUCCCGGCGCUACAAUCCUGAGACUGAAAGCAUCACCUUUCUAAAGGACCUGAGCUAUAAUCGGGAUGACUUUGCCAAAGCAGGCCUGCAGUUGGAGUUCAUUAACCCUAUCUUUGAGUUUUCAAAGGGAAUGAAUGACCUACAGCUCAACGAUGCUGAAUAUGCACUUUUAAUCGCCAUCAACAUUUUCUCUGCAGACCGACCAAAUGUGCAGGAUCAGUCCCUGGUGGAGAGACUGCAGCACACCUAUGUAGAGGCCCUUCAUUCUUACAUUUGCAUCCACAGACCAAAUGACCAUCUGAUGUUCCCUCGGAUGUUAAUGAAACUGGUCAGUCUUCGGACUCUAAGCAGUGUCCACUCCGAACAAGUUUUUGCCCUUCGACUACAGGAUAAGAAGCUCCCUCCUCUGCUCUCAGAAAUCUGGGAGGUGCAUGAGUGACUAUGGCUCCCAGGGCAGUGACCUGCUGAAGUAACACCAUCUUCCCCAUCCCUUGCUAACAUGAAGCCAGCCUCCCCGCUCCAAAGCACUGAACUGUGGGCUGGGGCUGGGCAGUGCAGCAUGAUGAGCCUGUGGUUUCUCUAAUGUGAUGAGACUGUGCAUAAGGCACCUGGGAGAGAUAAUAUGUUUUUGUAAUCUUUUGAUUUAGUGUCUCCCAGAAAUGGAUCACAUGUGAAACACCUGCAAAUAGUAGAGAUGAACAUCUCACCCCAAAUAUUUCUUCAAUGUCUGUCUUUUUUCUAAGUACAUGUUCUGGGGUUUUUGCCCCACCUAUCCUUUCCCUUCUCAUUGAUUCUGAAAGUGAAUUUGCAGGAACAUGUUAAACGUUCACUGAGAGCAUCCUAGCCCAAAAGGCUUCCCCAGGGUUCUUAGGCACGGGUCCCCUGUGUAUGUGGACUUGAGGAACUCAGGGAAGUUUAUGUGGAUGUGCUGGGGGUUUCCCUGUAUUCCCUGUAUUUAAAGUCUCUAUGAUGUGCUGCCCUUCACAAAGAUUCCCAGAGAAGAGGCUGUUGGUGGCAUUCCGUCUUUUUGAAGCUUCAUUUCUAGAGCUGUCUUUUCAUUCUGGCCCUCCUUUGGCAAGUAGAUCCCUGGAAUGUGCAGUGCCAUUUACUGAAACUUAUUAUGCGGACAUCUUCUAUGUACCAUAGAGAUACUGUGGAUCAUCUAGCUGUCUUUUUUUAAUAAGUUGCCUAUCACUAUAGUAUCUUUUGGUUUGCUAGCAGGUGAAAGCAAUGACUUUAAAAAAACAUGGAAUAGAUUUUGUGUAGGAGAAGAGAAGGAAUGGAAGCAUCGGUGACUGGGCAGUAGAGGUGGUGGAAAUAUAUCAAGAAGCACCACAAUUUUAGUAUAUUUAGGGGGUUCCAGUGAGAGUGAAGAUUAUCAGAUGGGGACAGAGAAUGCACUGUAUUUAUAGCAUCUUAGCAGGCAUUGCCUAACCUAUGGGCUGCACAACUCUCUCAGAACCCUGUCUACAGGAAUAUUGAGCAUAACCAGCUCUGCCCAAGUGUUCUCCCUUAAGGUCUUUCCAAGUGUAUGGUCAUUUGUUAGUGAUUAGUGGGAUGUGGAGGUAUCUCUGUAUGAUGAGUACCCUCCUGCCCUUGUAUAUGUAACAGGGUUAAAAAAAGAACUAGAUAAAUUCAUGGAGGAUAGAUCCAUUAGCCAGGGUGGGCAGCGGUGAUGUCCCUAGCCUCUGUUUGCCAGAAGCUGGGAGUGGGUGACAAAGAAUGGAUCACUUGAUGAUUACAUGUUCUGUUCAUUCCCUCUGGGGCACCUGUCGGAAGACAGGAUACUGAGCUAGAUGGGCCUUUAGUUUGACCCAGUAAGGCUGUUCUUAUGUACUUCUUAAACCCUCUUCUCUCCACUUUAUGCAUGGUAAGAUCACCAGUGACCCCUUGAUACAUAAGUAUUUUAGUAUUUAGAGCAAUAAUUUGACAAAACAGAAAAGUGUCAUUGCAAAAUGUGUUUCUCAUUCUGCAAAAAACAACAAACAGUAUUUGAUCCAGAGAUGUAACCCCAAGUCCCCUGGUUUUCAUGUAUUUUGUCUCUAACAAGAAUCUAUGUUUUGCUUGCCCAGUGAGCAUCCCAAGAGGUUGGGUUCACAAGGCUCGUAGUUUUGGGCUGUGUAUGUGAGCACCAGGCCUGUGGCAAGGGCUUUUUUGUCCAUUUUGCACUCAAGGUUGGUCCCCUGACUCUAGCCUUCAUUCUGCACCUUUGUAAGCACUUGUAACAAUCUGUAAAAUAAUCUGUUAUUUUUUAUAACUCAUUGCAAUUGCAAAAUUCUUGUUUAAAUCUGUAUUUUUAACUAAUCUGUUUGAGAAAUGUUAAGGUUUAUACAAAAGAAUAAAGCCUAAUACAGGA